CGCCUGAAGUUAUUAAUGGAAAAGGAUAUACUUUUGCAUCAGAUAUUUAUAGUAUCGGUAUGCUUAUGUGGGAGGUUUCAUCUGGACAACAGCCAUUUGCUGACUUUGAACAUAAUUAUGAUCUUGCAAUAAAUCUAAUGAAAGGAAUAAGACCACUAAUCGUACAAGAAACUCCAACAGAAUAUAAAAAUUUAAUGAUUCAGUGUUGGGAUGCUGAUCCAUUGAAGAGACCUGAUGCUGAAACUCUUUUUUACAAAUUUAUAGAAAUUC
Funneliformis geosporum is the source of this 270-nucleotide messenger RNA. The record is from the annotation of a GenBank genome assembly. Lineage: Eukaryota; Fungi; Glomeromycota; Glomeromycetes; Glomerales; Glomeraceae.